UCGGACGUCUGCUAUGGUAGCAUUUUUGCGUUCCGAACUGGUACUGCGGUAUCCUGCUGCGCCGUUCGUGUGCCAACCAUGUCGUGGCACUAGAAUGCGAUGCGGGCCCCCCAUUGCUCAGUUUGAGGUUCGCAUCUCUUGACGAACGUUUUCGAAACUUUUGCUCGUUACAAUGAGCCAGGAAAAGGCCACGGAUGCCGUAUCAGAAUACGAAAACACUAACUCGACUCUACAAACGAACAGACUAAGUAUGGUGAGCGGGGCGACGGAAAGCUCCGAAUACAUGGAGCCAGUCAGCCUCUAUUCAGAGCCGGGAGAUGAUGGCAGGAAUAACCGACUUCGUAACAACAACACAAAGACAGGAACAGGCACCAGUCGAUACGCAACCGUCUGUUUUGAACCUCAGCCUCCUACUCUGCCGAACGCCAACGGUAUUCGAGCACGAAGAACGAGGACAGCAAAUCGUCGCUGUCCUUCGGUCUGCGACGGCGUCAAGCUGAAGAGGCGUUGGGGAGUAGUCGAACAGUUCAUUGGGGAAAGGAGUUCUUUGUUUCUUUUUGUGUCCAUCGUGAUGGGAGUGUUUGGCUGCAUCGGAUUCCUAGUGGCUAUUGGAGUUGCUGUCAGCGGUACCGGUCACUCAGCAAAUUGUGCAUGCGCAUCAGCUGGAAACUCUGAACCCAGAGAAGCAGCAGCAUUGGCUCAAUCAACGAACAACAAUACAUCUACUCUAUCUGCUGUUCAUUUAGUCAAUGUACCAGGUCCCCCUGGUUCUCCCGGUCCUAGAGGGCCAAAGGGACAAGCUGGUUCCCAAGGACCUGCAGGUAGUCCAGGUAUAUCGGGAGAAAAAGGCGAGGUUGGAGGGGAAGGCCAGCGUGGCAAACGUGGUCUCCAAGGAGCACCGGGCAUUGGUAUAAAGGGAAGUCGUGGAGAUGUUGGAUCUCGUGGUCCUCCUGGGGGAAAAGGAGCGAAGGGAGACACAGGACAAGCAGGCACAGCAUCAUUUCGUGGAGCUCCUGGUCUUCGAGGGGAGAAAGGCGGCAAAGGUGACACUGGUGAUCCUGGCCCAAGAGGAUACUCGGGAUAUCCUGGAGUACAAGGUGUGCAAGGCUUGCCUGGCCGUCAAGGUCUGAAAGGUCAGAAAGGACAAAAAGGUGAUAGAGGAUCGAAAGGGACAAGAGGCGAAACCUUAUAAACUAUAGCCAUGUCCUGCAUCAGUAGAACGGAAGAACUCAGAAUGAUCAUGAACAGACUUGUUGAGAUUGCAUGCAGAUGGAAUUUGCGUUUUCAAUAGAUUAAAUAAGUAUGUUGCUAGGACAUACUGAUGCCUUGUGUG
This is a messenger RNA of Corticium candelabrum, 1333 nucleotides long. Its product is annotated as collagen alpha-1(XXII) chain-like. The transcript is spliced from 4 exons. Gene Ontology annotation, biological process: glomerular basement membrane development. Lineage: Eukaryota; Metazoa; Porifera; Homoscleromorpha; Homosclerophorida; Plakinidae. Gene Ontology annotation, molecular function: extracellular matrix structural constituent conferring tensile strength. Bases 173 to 1192 code for a protein of 339 amino acids. The record is from RefSeq and is a predicted model, not a curated record.